Molecule: messenger RNA, 7109 nt
Organism: Bradysia coprophila
Lineage: Eukaryota; Metazoa; Arthropoda; Insecta; Diptera; Sciaridae
Gene: sbb
Product: scribbler
Biological process (GO): regulation of transcription by RNA polymerase II
Cellular component (GO): nucleus
Source: RefSeq, a predicted model, not a curated record
GAAUUCUUGUUGUUCAAUAAAAUGAAUGAAUUUUGACAGUGUCGGCCAUACUUGCUGAAUAAACUUGAAGUUGAAAAUCGGUGUGAUUUUUUACUUCAAAAUUACCGAAAUUAAACAAUAUUUGUCAUUGGAUUAACGUAUGAUUAUCUUAAAAAUUGUAAUUAUAUGGAUUAAGUGUGAAAAACCGAAAAGAACAAGGUGUAAUUAAACGUGAAUGAGACUGUGAAAAAAAAUUGUCGAAGGAAUAUUUUUUUUGUACUGUGUCGAUCAUCGUUAUGUGUAUGGGAGUAUUAGUAAAUUGAAAGAUAUAAAACAGAAAAACAAUUAACAACAACAACAACAAGACCGCCAACAGACAGCAGUAGCAAAUCACCGAGUCGUCAUUUUCAACAAAAUCGUUUAUUUUAAAUAAAGCUAACAAAACAACAAACAUUUUAACAACUCCCAAGAUCUACGGCCAAGAUUAUAGUUCGAAACUCGAAAGACACAAUGUGCUAGAACGAGAUAAGUGAAUUAUUUGUUUUAUAUAGUGUGUCCCCGUGUCGUUUUGUGUAUAUACAUAUAUAUUUUUUGAAUAUAUCUAUCCAUCUAUACCUAUAACGUUAUACAUACAGACUAUAGGUAUAUACAGCCAUUGAAAAGUUAACUAAUAAAAUCGGUGUGUUUGUGUGUGCUAAAAGUGUCAUGUGAAACUCUAUAAUUUUAAAUGGAUAAUUAAAUGCAAAUAUUAAUUAUAUUUGAGAAUAUACAUUUUAAAUGUGAAAGAUUUAUUAGCAUUGAGGAUUAAUAUUCAGCAAAUUUAAGAGCUAGGUGAGCCAUGCUCUGCAUAUUCGACAAGUUUAAUUACUUGUAUUAAAAUGAUUGGUUUGGCCCAAGGGCCGGGGCCCUGUGUCUCCCGCCGUUCCGUUGAAACAAUCUUCUGUGCGCCAAUUGUUCCAUCAGUCAACCAAGAUUACACUUCUUCCCAUCAGUUGUUAGUAGAUCCAUUAUCUAUCUCGUUUUUGUGUACACUGACUGAUUACGAGAAAGAAGUGUCAGAACUUGUGGGCCCGCUUACUGCGGAAGCCCCAAUUUCUCAGUCUGCAUGGAGUCAAUGAGACGAGGUGAGGCGAAUCACAGCCACCACCCGAAUAAGGUGGCCAUUAACAAUCUAGCAACGGAUAGCAAUAAACAAGCGAAUACUAGCAGUGUUAGUGGCAGUACUUUAAACAAUAACAAAAUUAGCUUUAAUAAUCAACAACAACAAACAACGGUAUCGUCAGAAUCAAAAGAAAGUAAUUUUGAAUACGACGACAACGAAUGGGAUGUAGGUGGAAUUGGUGAUUUAAUUAUUGAUCUAGACAAUGAUAUUGAACAAUCGUCUGGCAGUAGUGUCCAACAAAUUUCAUCUGACAUAAGUAGUUCUUCGUCUUCUAUUGCAAGUUUAUCCAGUCCAUCUAGUUCGUCAAUCGCGAAUAAAUCGUCUAAUACGCAACAAAAGCAAACUCAACCGAAAGUCUCAUCAUCGACGACUAAUGUCCUUAAUUCUUUGGUAGCAUCACGACCAAACAAAACGGCAUUCGCGUCUGUAGCGCCCAAGCAACAACUACCUAUAAAUACAUCAACAUCUGUGAUCUCAUCUAAAACGCAACUAACUUCAUCGAAACAAUCUCAGCCCUCGCAACAACAUCCGCCAUCUCCAACUACGCCGACUACACCACAGUCAGCAUUGAUUGCUCAGCUGAAUAGUAAUCGGCAAAUUGGUUUUGUGGACGCAAAUCAAAAGUCGACUUCUGAAAAUAUGUCGUCAACGCCGAGCGGACAAGGAGCUGGCAAAGCUGGCACCAAAAUAUCGAUAGACCACCAAUCAUUAAAAAUGAAAAUAAAGAGAACGAAACCAGGCACCAAAACAUCGGAAGCGAAACAUGAAAUUGUCAAGGCAGACAUGCAAAAUGGUGCAAUAUCAGCCGAUGAUAGCAGUAGUUCAACAAGUUCAAGUGGAAAAAGUCAACGAACUCCGUUAACAUCUAGUCCGGCCAUUUUGACAGCAGGUGCAACCACAGCUGCAACAUCGGCCAAUUCUACACCACAAACUACGAAGCGUGGUCUCAGCGGCCAUCGGAGGGAUAAAACAAAAGAAAAGACCUCGCACUCACAGCGCGACAAAAACGAUCAAUUGUCGUCGCAACAACAAUCGCACAAUAACAGUUCGUCACAAAAUAACGAUCGAACGUGUACCUGUUCACACGAUGGCCAAGUGAAUGGAUCAACACAAGCACCUUGUUCGAAUGGGUCGUGUAUCCGAAAUCGAACAAUGGAUACAACAAAUGUGCCGCUCGUACAACGGAUAUCUUCCAACAGUCAAUCAAAUUUAAAUAGCACAAAUUCAAAUUCUACACCUCUGGCGGCAGGUGUAAUACCAACCGGAAUAUUCGCUGCUAGUUCAAUUACAGCUGGCGGUGUUCAAUUGCCUUCCAGUGGCACAACAAAUGCUAAUGCUCCAGGACCGCCUAAAGAUGCAAAGAUUGCCACUAAUCUUCUUCAUCCAACACCCGUACAAUUGCCUACUUCUAUACCAUCUACAACCAUUUCAAACAUUCAACAGCAAACAACAGCGUCAACAACAUCCACGACCACAACAGCGACGAGUUCUACAUUGAUGAAGUCUUCGUCAACAUCUUCAUCAUCGAUAGCACCGUCCUCGGUGAACUCAUCAUCGAAUUCAUCUUCGAGCAGCGCGUCGAACUGUGAAGAGAGUACGAGUCCGCCUCCAGCAAAAAAGAUUAAAUUUGAACCGAAAGAAAUGGUGGAUGUAUGUGUAGGCACAUCUGUUGGUACAAUAACCGAGCCAGACUGUCUGGGACCAUGUGAACCUGGCACGUCUGUAACAUUGGAAGGUAUUGUAUGGCAUGAGACUGAGGGAGGAGUGCUCGUUGUUAAUGUUACAUGGAGAGGAAAGACUUAUGUAGGCACGUUAAUGGACUGUACGCGACACGAAUGGGCUCCACCAAGAUUCUGUGAUUCUCCAACGGAAGAGUUAGACUCUAGGACACCAAAAGGACGAGGUAAACGUGGUAGAAGUGCCGCACAACAACCGAGUAAUGAUCUGAGCAAUUUUACCGAAACCCGAAGCUCUGUUCACAGUAAACUUCGGAAUGGUGGGGCAAAGGGUCGUGGAGGAAGAACUACGACGACAACAGGGACACCGACAUCGACAACAAAUACGACUACUACGACAACAGCAACCACUACCUCGACUUCGACCAAUUCGUCUUCGAGCAAUUCAGGCAGCAAUACCAGUUCCAAUACACCGUCGACUUCACCGACUUCGUUUCUUCCACCGAGACCAGAAAAGCGAAAAUCAAAAGACGAGAGUCCAUCACCAGUGAACGGAGAAAGCGAAACAAAGAGCUUAAUCAACCCAUUGACAGGGUUAAAUGUACAAAUACCAGCAAAGAAAGUCAAAACAACAGCACCGUGUGCUAUUUCACCUGUUCUAUUAGAAUGUCCAGAACAAGACUGCAGUAAGAAAUACAAGCAUGCUAAUGGUUUAAAAUAUCAUCAAAGUCAUGCACAUGGAGCUGGCUCAAUGGAUGAGGAUUCUCAGCAACCAGAAUCACCAAGAGUGGCUCCACCCACAACGCCAUCGCCUGCACCUACAACUCCUCAACCGACUCUACAGACUGGUCAAACAUUGUCGUCAUCUCCUCCAUCGACGCCAUUAUCAAAUUCGAAUUCGAACUCAACAUCAGGGCAAACGUUACCCACACAAGAACCAUCAACGCCAACUCCAUCAUCUCCACUUCCUGCAUCAACAACGCCUUCCAUUCCAAUCACAACUACGGUAUCGAAUACACCAAUAACUGCUGGACUGUUGACUCCAGUUACCUUAACAGUAUCAGGAACAACACAACCACAACUAUUAUCUCAUCCUGUCGCUGGAGGUAGUAUCACAACGGGUGUCGCUGGUCCUGGGUUACAACAACAACAACAGCAACCAAUUUUAGCAACUAAUCCAUCGCUAUCAGAUUCGAAUAUGUCCCCUAUACCCGCUUCUCCACAGCAACAGCCAUUAAUCAGUAGCGGAAUUGUACAAACACCGACGCGUGCUGAUGUACCAGGAAAAAUCAAAACGGGUGUGCUACGCUUCGGACCUGCACCCGAAGAAAUGAACCGUUUGUCAAAUUCAUCUGGUGUCACAACACCAACAGCAUUGAGUCAAUCUCCAUUACGUGCAACACCAUUGUCCUCCAUGACUCGAUUGGCUGGAUCUACCACACCUGAAUCGACUCUUCAACCAUCAGAUUACAGCACAGCCAAUCAAUCAAAUGUUUCAUCUAUUCCAAUCGUUGGAUCGAAGUCGCAGAAAAAACGAAAAGAGGGUAGUGGCAUUGACUACGAAAGUUCUUCCUCGAACAGAGAUGAUGUUCAAAGUCCCGCAUACAGUGAUAUUUCCGAUGAUUCAACACCUGUUGUUGAUUCAGAUUUGAUGGAUAAAACUCAAAGUUCCAAACAUCCGGAAAGUGUUAAAAAGAUUACCGACGGCCCACCAGCUCAAAUUGGACCAUUGAGUGGUUACAAUAUGUUUCCAUUUUACCCGCAACAACCUUACUUACCGCCAGAACAUCAGGGCAUGAACAAACCUCCUUCGCUGAAUCCAAGUGCUGUUCAAGACUACAAUAAGGUCAAAGAACCACCAUUGGAUUUGAUGACGAAACCAUCGAGUAAUUCGCAAGAUCCGUUAGCCUUGUCCAAAGAAAAUUCAAGUGCGAGUCCGCAGGCUCCACCAAGCAAAUUCAUGGGAAGUUAUUACCCGUACAACUACAUACCACCUGGCUAUCCAUCCUAUAAUUUAGAUCCGAAUUACGGUGCUGUGUCAAUGGUUUCGGAUGAUAGUAAAAUGUCUAAUCAACAGCAACAACCGUCUUCGUUGAAAGAAGAACGACUGAAAGAAAAUCCUAGUCCAAACGAACAUCCGAAAAUGCAACCACAGUUAAUGCCAACGAAAUUGAUCAAGACUGAAACAUCAGUAACAAAAGACUCGAAGCAAGAUCCGGUUGGUCAUUCUAUGCACCAACAGAAGGAUCACGGUCACUCGAUGGGUUCAUAUCCAAUGUAUGCGAGACACGGAAUGAAUGUCCCUCCGCCACAGCAACCUCAACAUAUGAGUAGAGAGGAAGAAUUGCGAAGGUAUUAUAUGACGUAUCCCGAUCAACGGAGAUCUAGCACAUCCAGUAAUUCGUCAUCAACAAAUCUUCAACCGACCCACAUAAAAGUUGAAGAACCUCCAUCUCCAUCGGCGCAGUCCUUACAAAAUCCACCAACACCGGAUAGUCGGCAGUCAUCACAAAUUGGUCAGGUUCCACCAUCUCCGCAACAAUUGACACAACAACAACAACAGCAGCAGCAGCAACAACAACAACAACAGCAGCAAUCGCAGCAACAACAAAAUCAGCAGCAACAUCGCAGCUCGUCACAAAAAUCGUCAUCACAAAAGUCGUCAUCACUCCUCAAGGACAUUAAAAGCGAAGAGAAGGAAAUGAUAAAAAUAAAGCAAGAAGGUCAAAAGCCUACUAUGGAAACUCAAGGACCACCUCCACCGCCAACAUCUCAAUAUUAUAUCCAUCCAUCGUAUAUGGGACCAGGGCCAUUUGGUUUUGAUGGCGGCCAUCCGAUGUAUCGAAAUAUGAUUGUACCUGGUACUCCAUAUAAUCCGUCACCAUAUCAUCUUCAAAUGGCUCGAUUUCAUGCACCCGAAGAUCUGUCACGGAAUCCAAACACAAAAGCAUUAGAUUUACUGCAACACCAUGCCAGUCAGUACUAUCAAUCACACAAAAUACAUGAGCUGAGCGAACGUGCGUUAAAGAGUCCGAAUAGCAACGCGAAAGUCAGUGUGUCUAGUCCAAAUGUACCGCAACAGAACAGUGCCAGUACGCAAGGUGGAAUUCCACCAACAAAUACAGGAAGCAGUAGUUUAAAUUUGCAACCCCCGCCCACUUCAAUUCCGCCACUUGGUAGCGGGGGAAUAUCUUUAGGCUCACAAAAAGGUUCCGAUAAACCAGGCAGUGAACCUUCCAUUAAAGAUGGUCCUGGUGGACGAAGCCCGCCAACCCAACGACAUGUGCAUACACAUCAUCACACACACGUUGGCCUUGGUUAUCCCAUGUAUCCUGCACCAUACGGAGAUUGUAAACCGUUUAGUUAGAAAUAACUGUAGGAUGCGCGGCUGACAACAUUCAAAGCUGCUGCUGUACUAGCCAGUCAACAGGCUGCCGCUGUAGUAAUUAAUCCAUUUCCACCCGGACCGACCAAAUAGAAUUCAAUGAAUUCUCGACCGACAAUAUAUCCUCCCGCCAAGGAUGACAAAAACAACAACAUGAGUCGAGACAAAAUGAAAACCGGCAGCUACGAUAAAUAAAAUUGAUGAGCGUAAGAAAGAAGAAAAGAUGAAGAAGAGCUAAAAAACGAAUGAACGGAAACAGUUCAAACAGACAGUUUUCAUAUAAAUAUUAUGUGUAUGAUGGGAAAUGAAUCAAUUGUGUUACGAUCUAUAGUGAAGAUAUAAAUAUGUGAAAAUUGAACGGUGAGACAGAAGGAUAAUUAAACUUUGAAGUGAAAGACAGUGAAUUGGACCAAAUUAGAAAGAAAUUAAAUUUGAAAAAAAAAAAGUGAAAAGAAAAUUGUGGACAAAAUGUGAACGUGAAAAUGUGUGUGAGAGAGAGAGAUUUAAGAAUGUAAACGGAAAUCGUAAACACAAUUUCAAAAAAUAAAUGUGAUGAACUAAUUAACUUAAUAAAUUGAAUUAAAAAAUUAAUAUUUAUUUUCAUAUAACAAAGAGAGAGGAGAGAGAGAAAAAAAUAAAUAAGAAGCAAGGAUGAGAUCAAACAAGAAAAAGUUAAAAUGAAAAAGAAAAUGAUAAAGUGGAAGAAAAUUCAAAUUAUAUUCGUGAAAUCUUCGAGUAUUUAUUGUUGCUGUUAAUUAGUGUAAAUUAUUUUAUAAGUGAAAAAAAAAACUAUUUAGAACUUUGACUAAAAACAAAAAGUAAAUAAUUUUCAACCGAAACUUGCAAUUUUUUUAUUUUUAAAGAAUUGCUAGUUCCAACCAAUAUGAUGAUAAAUAAUUAGUACCUU